Asterias rubens (European starfish) is the source of this 4179-nucleotide messenger RNA. RefSeq names its product cadherin EGF LAG seven-pass G-type receptor 2-like. The transcript is spliced from 2 exons. Gene Ontology annotation, biological process: homophilic cell-cell adhesion. Gene Ontology annotation, cellular component: plasma membrane; catenin complex. The record is from RefSeq and is a predicted model, not a curated record. Lineage: Eukaryota; Metazoa; Echinodermata; Asteroidea; Forcipulatida; Asteriidae. The coding region runs from base 275 to 3988 and encodes 1237 amino acids. Gene Ontology annotation, molecular function: calcium ion binding; cadherin binding.
AGAGACUUGUCGACAACAUCCCUGCCGUUUUUUGUACAAUUUCGUCCAACAUGUGAGGAUUUACUUAUCAAAAAAUGGCCGCAGCAACAUAGAACGGCAGUUCUGUAGGACUAUCCAUCGAAUUGUGGUUUGUAACUGUGUUUCAGUGUUGUUAGAGUACGUUUAAAAUUGAUUAAAUCGCCGUCGCAAGACUUCGGUUGUCCGCCGUCGGAUCUCCAGCGAGUACACGGGUGUUCACUCGGCGGUCGUCUGCUGCACGUUCGAUGUUCCCGUGAUGGGUUUGUGUACGCUUUGUGGACCUAGCGGUGUGGCACCACACCGGACUAUGGCCCGUUUCAUGUUCCUGUGGUGCUUGGUGUAUGCCUUCUUUCCUGGAUCCCUUGGGGCUACUUUCACGGUACACAUAUCCCACAUGACAUUACCAAAAACGCCGAUAUUUAAUGCAAGUUUCGGAGAUGGACAUCAUUGGUUGUACAGCAUUCCUCCAGCACUUAUUUCAAAACAAGCAAGACAUCUCGUCAGACUUGAUCAAAGCACUGGGAUCUUGACUUUACACAAAGAUAUAAAUUGCACAACUUUGCAUGAAAAUCCAUUCCUCUUACACAUUGAAGCCCGAAGAAGUAGGACUACUUUGUCGUUAUUUGACAAUGGCCCAUUGGAGGUUUUCGUGCAGUUGCCCGUCACGGUACAUAUUCAUGGCGGGCAUUGUAAAUUGAAGCACACGAAACAGGAGAAACACAAAGAAAAAGACAAACAUAUAAAUGAAAAUGUUGUCCUGGAUCAUAACAAACAGAUCAUCGUAAUGGAUUUUCCUACCGGAUCAUGUUGGAAUACAGAGGAAGUAAUACUUUCAAUGAAAGACUUCCUACCAAGCUCUGCUUCCCAUUGCCAUGUUGACUACACACUGAAUAAGCAUAAGUCGGAGCACAGUGCGUUAUCGUUGAAUGAAAGCAGCAGUGAUCUGGUGUCAUCUAAGAGUACCCUUUGCCUGCACAGACCCAAUGAAGAACAUGUGUUUGUUACUCUGCAAUUUGCAGCCCCUUGUAUGCACUAUUAUCAUCAUCGACGCCGUGACUCCGAGACUGGGCUGCGGAUUAACCUACAACUUGAUCUGCGAGCAGUUGGGACAAGUAUGUUUCCAAGAGCAGCAGCAGCAGAAAGAGCUGAGUCAGGUACCAGUGCUGUGAGAUCACGCAGGCAAGCACGCCGCAAUCGCACCCCGAACUUUCCCCAAGUAAUGUACAUGGUGAACGUUCCCGAGGAGCAGCCCAUCGGAUAUAUUCUGUUGACGAUCACUGCUACAGACUCGGACUCUGGAGAAGCAGGACGGAUUACGUAUUCAAUGGUGGCAGAACGGGAUGGUAGAAGUCAGAACAUGUUCAGUAUAGACCCGGAGAGUGGAACUGUAACGACGACACAAGUAUUAGACAGGGAGAGUAUUGAAGAGCAUUUCUUCCAAAUCACCGGCACCGACCAUGGAUCACCUCCAAGAAGCACAACCGCCUUCCUCCAAAUCACAAUUGAUGAUUUAAAUGACCACAGGCCUGAUUUUGAACAGACUGAGUACCAUAUUCAAAUCGAGGAAAACGAACCGGCUGGAACAACGUUACAUGAGGUACACGCGAGCGAUGGAGAUAUUGGAUCUAACUCAGAUGUUCGUUACAGCAUCAUGAAUCUAGAUCCCCCAAAUGAUGCAUUCAAUAUCAACGCCCGUUCAGGAAUCAUUACAACCCGUGCAAGACUUGACCGUGAAACAGUCAGUAAUUAUGAUCUACUUGUCCUAGCCAGAGAUCUUGGCACUAACCCAGGUUCGCUCAAUACAACUACUCGGGUAUUGGUGACUGUCAUGGAUGAGAACGACAACUACCCUCAAUUCCAGAAGCGCAUCUUUGAAGUUUCCAUUGCUGAGGAUUCCCCUCGCAACGUCAUGAUUGAGACAAUAACUGCAACAGACCGGGAUGAGGGCUCCAAUGCCGAAAUCCGCUAUAGUAUGGUGGGUGGUCAGGGUCACUUCAAUAUUGAUACCUACAAUGGAGAGAUUAUGCUGACUUCCGAUUUAGAUUAUGAGAACACCCAGGCCUAUCAGUUAGUCAUACGAGCACAGGACAGUGGUCGCUCGGCACGUUCCAACUCCACGCGAGUCAUAGUGAAUGUUGAAGAUGUUAAUGAUAACUAUCCGCGAUUUCCAACCACCCUGUAUCAGACCUCGGUGAGAGAGGAUGCUCGAGUUGAUUUUUCUGUCAUAACCCUGAAUGCUUUUGAUGGUGAUUCUGGUGAAUUUGCCCGCAUCACUUACAGCAUUCAAGAACCAGACCCGACUCUACCCUUCACUAUAAAUCCAGACAAUGGUUUGAUCACAACAUCCAUGAGGCUAGACAGAGAAGUAUCCCCACUAUAUGAGUUUACAGUCGUUGCAAGUGAUCAAGGCGUUCCGCCCAAAACAGCGACCUCUGAAGUAGCCGUAUCAAUUACCGAUGUCAAUGAUAAUGCCCCUGUGUUCACCCAAAACGAAUAUUACGGUCGGGUUGAUGAAGAUGCUUCACCAGGGCUCACAGUUGUGACAGUAUCCGCAGACGACCCCGAUGUUGGUAACAGCGUCUCUUACCAGUUAACAGCAGGCAACACUCGGAAUCGCUUCAGUAUUAUCAGCCAGAACAACCGUGGAAUGAUUUCAGUGGCCCUACCACUGGACUACAAACAAGAACCACGUUUCGUCUUGACCGUAACUGCAUCCGAUAAUGAAUUCUCUAGUAUGUGUCGCGUGUUCAUCAACAUUACAGACGCCAACACAUAUCGCCCAGUGUUUGACCAAUCUCCAUACAGAGCAGAAGUGAGAGAAGAUGCCCUAGCCGGUUUCGUUGCAGUCCAGGUUCAUGCCACUGAUGGAGAUGUCGGGGAAAAUGCCAGGAUAACAUAUUCAAUGGAUAACAUAGCAAGUUUUGAAAUCGACCCGGAUACUGGAGAGAUUAAAACGCGUGGAUUGCUUGACCGUGAGACAACGUCAAGCUAUACAAUCCAUGUGACUGCUACGGAUCAUGGAAUGGAACCACAGCUUGAUACCACAGAAGUUGAGAUCUUUCUUAUUGAUGUUAACGACAACCCGCCCAUCUUCACUGAAGAUUCUUACUCCAAAGAGAUAAGUGAGAGUGUCAGUCCACAGUACAUGGUCAUACAGAUUGAGGCAGAUGAUGCUGAUGAAGGCACCAACAGUCAGAUAUCAUACACCUUCAACAAUGGCGAUGAUGGCAACGGGGCUUUUGUCAUCGACGAAACUUCAGGUGUCAUCCGUACAGCGAUCAGACUGGAUCGUGAAGCAAAGUCAGAAUACCAUCUGGUCGCCUAUGCUGUGGAUGGUGGUCGUCCCGUUCACCGUCAAUCCGUACAGAUCACAGUGACGCUGGAAGAUGAAAAUGACAACCCGCCCGAGUUCUCUCGAGAUGAAAUAGACGUGUACAUUGAGGAGAACCGUAACCCGGGCGAGCUGGUGUCCACCAUUGUUGCGAUUGAUCCUGACGAGGGCUACAAUGCUCUGAUCCACUACUCCCUGAUCGACGGAGAUCUCGACUACUUUGAGAUUGAUAGUCGGUCCGGGGAGCUCACCACCCUCAUUGAGCUUGACUAUGAAGCUAAGAACGAAUACAGCGUCACGGUUAAGGCCACGUCCACCCCGUUCUUUAACCUAGCCAAGGUGAACAUCCAUGUGCUGGACCAGAACGACAACAGCCCAAUUCUGGAAGACUUUGAUAUCUACUUUAAUAACUAUGAGGGCCAGUUCCCGUCUGGAGACAUCGGCCAGGUUCCAGCAAGAGAUCCCGAUGUUUCGGACAUACUCAAGUAUGGUAUCGUCAGAGGGAAUGCCAAUAAUCAUCUGAUCUUGAACGUAAGCACGGGAGGCAUUCGACUUCAUCCGAGACUAAAUGGAACUACCAUUCCACAGACCAUUGAAAUGGGAAUUCAAGUAUCAGGUGGGUGCAAUAACUCUUAUUGAUUCAUUUAUCUUGUGAGCAUUUUGCGUUUUGCAAAAAGUUUGUCAGUGCUUAAGCUUUUUCAAAUUUAGUUUUUAAAAGCUUAUUGGAUAUGGCAAAUCUACCACAAAGUAACAACUAUGGAAUCCAACAAAUAAGUCAAAAUCAACAACUGGACAUUCUUUUUACCACUUCUACAUAUAGCAUCAUAUAA